GGAGAGGGGUGGCCUCCCCGUAAUUGAGGGCCCCAGGACUGGACUAGAGGCUAGCGGGAGAGGGCGGCUGGGCCCUUCCUGGAGGUGCUCCCGCGGCCGGGCGCUGGAGCCUGGCUGGCCAGCUGCCUUUCCCCCAAGUGCUUGUAAAUCAGCACUGAAUAUGAUUUGGAGCAGGAGGCGGGCAGCGGGGGCAUCAGCAUCACCAGCGCCUGCUACUCUGGAGAUGGGGAGGCCUGGGGCACAGCCACUGUAGGAAGGCCCAGGGGGCCUCUGAAGGCCAAUUCAGGCCCCAAACCCUAUGCACGCCUCCCAGCCUGGGAGAAAGGGGAGCCAGAGCGGAGAGGCCGCAGUGCGAUGGGCAGAGCCAAGGAGCCACUCUCCCGGGCAACAGAGACCGGAGAGGCCAGAGGGCAGGACAGCUCUGGGCGGAGGGGCCCCCAGAAGAGAGGUGUCCGAGUCCUCAGGCCAAGCACUGCAGAGCUAGUCCCUGCGAGGAGCCCCUCAGAAACACUGGCUUACCAGCACCUACCCGUCCGGAUCUCUGUGGCUCUGUUUGACUGUGACCCCGUGUCAAUGUCGCCCAAUCCUGAUGCUGGAGAAGAAGAGCUUCCCUUCCGAGAGGGUCAGAUCCUGAAGGUGUUUGGGGACAAGGAUGCCGAUGGCUUCUACCAGGGCGAAGGUGGGGGCCGGACAGGCUACAUUCCCUGCAACAUGGUGGCUGAGGUGGCUGUGGACAGCCCUGCUGGGAGACAGCAGCUGCUCCAGCGGGGUUAUUUGUCCCCAGAUAUUCUCCUUGAGGGCUCAGCCCGCACAACUGGGCCUCCUCCCAAGCCCCGCCGCUCCAAGAAAGGGCCCUCAAGCUGGUCCCCCCUGCUGACCUGAAAGCUCCCUGCUCCAUGGUGGCUGCAUUUGACUAUGACCCCCAGGAGAGUUCCCCCAAUAUGGACGUGGAGGCAGAGCUGCCCUUCUGGGCAGGGGACGUCAUUACUGUGUUUGGGGGCAUGGACGAUGACGGUUU
This is a messenger RNA of Nomascus leucogenys (northern white-cheeked gibbon), 1018 nucleotides long. RefSeq names its product peripheral-type benzodiazepine receptor-associated protein 1-like. Gene Ontology annotation, biological process: neuromuscular synaptic transmission. Gene Ontology annotation, molecular function: protein binding. Gene Ontology annotation, cellular component: mitochondrion. NCBI's taxonomy places the organism in Eukaryota, Metazoa, Chordata, Mammalia, Primates, Hylobatidae. Bases 355 to 882 code for a protein of 175 amino acids. The transcript has 7 exons. The record is from RefSeq and is a predicted model, not a curated record.